UCAGAUUUUCGGACGGCGACGUCCACUUACUGAUAGACGCUGAUGCAAGGCAAACUGCAGUCACAUUAUUGAUAUUUUUAAUCUAUCGUAAUUAAAAAAAAAGUAAACAUGAAGGUGGUGUUUUUGGUGUUGUGCGCUUUGAGUGUUUACGGGGAGACUCCCGACUACUUUCCGAAAUGUAAGAGAAACGAUCCUCAGAUCGAAAAAUGCAUUCUGGAUGGAGUUGAAGCUAUAAGACCUCAUCUGAAGAAGGGAAUCCCCGAGGUGAACAUUCCCGCAGUGGACCCCUUCAUAGUACCAACACUGAAGCUGGACAGGACAGCCCCCAAUCUGCGGCUGAAGGCUACCAUCAGACAGGCGAAGGCGUAUGGAGGAUCAGCGUUCAAGAUUGAAAAACUUAGGAUAAACCUGAACAACAAGUACGCAGCCGAGCUGAAAGUCACCAUUCCCAAGCUGAUGGUGGUGGCGGACUACGACGUGCACGGCUCCAGGCUGCUCACGCUUGACAUCAACGGAAAAGGCAGGGUUCGGGGCAACUUCACUGGCAUAGCAGUAGUCGCUAAGGGGAUGGCUAAACUGGUGCCAAAGGACAACGUGGAGUACCUCCAAGCUGACAAAGUGGUGGCCAAAGUGAGAAUCAACCACGCGCAGGUGGCGGUCGAGGACUCAGAGCGGCCUGUUGCUGCUACAUCAGCUGCUGCCUUCUUCAACGCAAGCCCAGGCGUGGUGCUGGACAUCCUAAGCCCACUCAUUGAGGAAACCAGCGCAGCCGUAGCGAAAGCUUUCAUCAACAAAAUCCUGGGUUCGAUUCCCAUCAAAGAUGUUUUGCUUGACGACCGUCACGUCCUGAAUCAUAUUUAUACUAAAACUUGGCAAAGAAGCCUUCAUUUGUUAGUAAUUAGUAAAAUGUGGAAAUUAUUAUUUCUGCUCGCUUCAGUGCACGCGGUCUGCGCGGGAGUCGGAAAGAGUUUCAUCAACUUUGGCGGGUUUGUUUGCCCUAGAGAGGACAGAGCCCUUGGUCGGUGUUUACGAGACGCACUCAAUGCCUACAUCCCUAAAUUGGCCACAGGCGUGCCAGAGUACGGUAUCCCUCCCAGUGAGCCGCUGGUAGUGCCGUCUCUGUCUGUCCAACAGUCGUCAGGCCCCAUCUCCGUGUGGUCCUCCUACACCGAUGUCACUGUGCGAGGCCCCUCCACUAUGAGGAUCAAGGACGUCAAAGUAUAUUCGGAUGAGCACAAAGUAGUCGCCAAUAUUUAUAUCCCGGAAUUACGAAUGAAGGGUAAUUAUGAACUGUCAGGAAACUUACUGAUGCUGCCGAUCAAGGGAGAUGGAAAAUUUUCCGCAAAAUACGGAGAUAUAGAUGCAAUCGUGACCAUAAGCUUGGGCAGAGCACGGCGCUUGAAUGACGUGGACGCUCUGUCGUGCGAAGACCUCCACGUGAAGUUCCACCUUGGAUACGCUUCCAUGCAAUUGCAGAAUCUUUUUGGAGGCGAUGACGAACUGGGUAAUACGAUGAAUUCAUUUUUGAACGAGAACUGGCAGAAGUUGGCUGAGGAAUUGAAAGCACCAAUGGAAGAGGCUCUGAGAGACUUCCUGAAGCCUUUGGCAGACCACGCCUUCGCCACUUUGAACGCUGAUGAUAUACUUCAAUAGAGAACAGGCGAUGUAUGGAAAAGACCAUUGAUUUGAUUGACAGAAGAGAAGGCAAGGAAUCUGUCUCUCUAUAGUUUAAUGGAAAUCUAGGGCCAAACACAGGUGAUGAAACGCAACUAUACUGAAACUGCCUGCAACUUCUGGUUACUUUUGAGUCUCAUAAGGUUCUGCUAUAGAACACACCACAUACUAUAGGGUGAGAGGGAAAGGUGUUAAGUUAACUUUUGUGGCAUCACAUCAAAAUAGUUCUAUUGUUUUGCAAAUUUAUUUCUUCUGCUUUUCACCGUCUUGUAAAGAAUCGAUGUAAAUGAUACAAAUUUACAUAAAUCUUUACAGCACAAGAUUUUAGAUUUUUGACGAUCCAAUGAAAUAAUUAAAGAAAUAAGUAUUACUCAUAAAGUGCUUACAGCAGCUUGGUUUUCGACACAAAUGCAUUUGAUGACGCAAAUGAAGUUCAAACUUGAUGUGUAUCAUAUCUAAUUUAUGUGUAGGUAUCGACAUUAAGUAGGUUAAGUAUUUAUUCUUUUUAAAAGCGUUUGUUAAUUAAAUAUUAUGAAAUACAUUAAAAUACGUUUAAAUA
Messenger RNA from Plodia interpunctella (Indianmeal moth), 2233 nucleotides. RefSeq lists its product as uncharacterized. NCBI's taxonomy places the organism in Eukaryota, Metazoa, Arthropoda, Insecta, Lepidoptera, Pyralidae. Bases 109 to 1653 code for a protein of 514 amino acids. The record is from RefSeq and is a predicted model, not a curated record. The transcript is spliced from 12 exons.